Molecule: messenger RNA, 1916 nt
Organism: Mauremys mutica (yellowpond turtle)
Lineage: Eukaryota; Metazoa; Chordata; Testudines; Geoemydidae
Gene: RSRC2
Product: arginine and serine rich coiled-coil 2
Exons: 11
Coding region: 385-1455 (356 amino acids)
Source: RefSeq, a predicted model, not a curated record
CAGGAGGCAGUAAGGGUCAAACGCCAAGGCGCGCCCGAGGAACUAACUAGAGUGCCUAUCGCUCCCCCGCCCCUCCCGCCCACUAGGCUUGGCCCUUCGCUGCCGUUGCUAAGGGUAGUGAUACAGAACGAGAUGGAAUAGCACCAGAAAAAUCAUCCCCAGAGAGAGAGAAGAAAAAGGAACAGUCAGAUGCAUCUAAUUCUCCUAGAACCUCAAAACAUCAUUACUCAAGAUCGCGUUCACGAUCAAGGGAAAGAAAACGGAAGUCAGAUAACGAAGGAAGAAAACACAGAAGCCGGAGCAGAAGCAAAGAGCGUGCUAAUGCGCGAAGAGACUGAACUGAAGACGCUCCAGACUCAGAUAGCAAAAUUAUAAGCCUACUUCAUGAUAAGAACCAACUUCUUCUUAAAACAGGCAAGAAGACACGAGUCCAAAGAAAAGUCCUCUAAGAAACACAAAUCUGAUGACCACAAUGACAAAGAACACUCUUCUGACAAGGGAAGAGAGAGCCUAAAUUCAUCUGAAAACGGUGAGGACAGACACAAACGCAAAGAAAGGAAAUCAUCAAGAGGCAAAAGUCAUUCAAGAUCCAGGUCCCGUGAAAGGCGUCAUCGUAGUAGAAGCCGUGAUAGAAAAAAGUCACGGUCCCGAAGCAGAGAGAGAAAACGCCGUAUAAGAUCUCGUUCUAGAUCAAAAUCUAGACACAGACAUAGAAGUAGAAGCAGAAGUAGGACUCGGAGCAGAAGCCGAGAAAGAAAGAAGAGAAUUGAAAAACCCCGAAAGUUCAGCAGGAGUCACAGCCCAAGUCCAAGUCCACCACCUUUUAGGGGACGAAACACAGCAAUGGAUGCACAAGAAGCGUUAGCCAGAAGGUUGGAAAGAGCAAAGAAAUUGCAAGAACAGAGAGAAAAGGAAAUGGUUGAAAAACAGAAACAACAGGAAAUCGUUGCUGCAGCUGCUGCCACUGGGGGUUCUGUCAUCAAUGUUGCUGCUCUUCUGGCAUCAGGAACACAAGUAACUCCUCAAAUAGCUAUGGCAGCUCAAAUGGCAGCACUACAAGCAAAAGCACUGGCAGAGACUGGAAUAGCAGUACCUAGCUAUUAUAACCCAGCAGCAGUGAACCCAAUGAAGUUUGCUGAGCAGGAGAAAAAGCGGAAAAUGCUCUGGCAAGGGAAAAAGGAAGGGGAUAAAUCACAGUCUGCGGAAAUAUGGGAGAAAUUGAAUUUUGGAAACAAGGACCAAAAUGUCAAAUUCAGAAAACUAAUGGGCAUUAAGAGUGAGGAUGAAGCUGGUUGUAGUUCAGUUGAUGAAGAAAGUUAUAAAACUCUGAAGCAACAAGAAGAAGUAUUCAGAAAUCUGGAUGCACAGUAUGAGAUGGCACGAUCACAGACUCACUCACAAAGAGGAAUGGGAUUGGGGUUUACAUCUUCAAUGCGAGGAAUGGAUGCAAUUUGAAAAAACAUGAUUUUAAAGUCUGGGACUUUGUGGAUGAUUCCCGUUCUGAUGUUGGGUCCUUGUUCACCAAAAAGCUAGCAUUCUAGCUUGCAUGGGUGUUGCAUUGACUUUAAUUUAUUGAAAAAGUACAAACUUUCUGUAAAUAUGAGAUCAGUGAUACUGGUGUUAGUGUUGUAAUCAGGUUAUACCCACUUCCAUUAAACUUGACAGAACUAUAGAAGGACAGUAUUUUUAGUUAAAGUUCUACUUUUUCAAACAAAGCAGCAGCUGGGGUAAACUCAUACAUGGAUAUUUCGUGUCCACAGUCUUGUGUACUUUUGUACUUUAACCUUGUACAGUUAUUUUCAACUCUUGAAACAUGAAAGAAACAUUGUGUAGAUGUUAUCUAGCAGAUUGGCCAACUGGCACAUUAAUCCAGUGCAACAACCUGGUUAAUAAAUAUGUUUUUCUCUAAACUGCUA